AGUUCUAGUUCUGUGGGGCUGGUUCGGGGUGGAGUUCAUCCUCUGACCAUCUGCAGCCCAAAGGUGAUGUCAAUGUUUCUCGAUGGCAUGAUGAGCCAAAUUGGCAUCUCUACUCAGGGCGCUUUAGAUGCCCUGAGAAGACAGCUGGGACCUGGCGUUGAUCCUUUGUACGACGCUUCGAAGCGCGACUCCCACAAGCCAUGGCAGCUGUCGAAGUCAGAGGAAGGUGUGCACGAGAGCUCGGGCAGCAUCGACCAGCUGCGACGAGCCUUGCGGGAGGUGGUUGGUGUGACCACGGAGCAGGAUCAACCCCAGGGUGAGGUCGAGACUCAGGACGAUGCGAAGCUCUCACCCGCUCAGAUUAGAGCUUUGCGAGAGCAGAAAAGGCCAAUGUCGUCUUUUGUCUCCAGCAGCAGAGAUCAGAUGACCUCCCUGGCAGUGGAGAACCGUUUCCGGGCACCACCACCAGGGUCCUACAGACCGAGCACUCACCUUUGUGAGCCUAGAGUGAAGACUCCAGUUUUCCGGGUGCCGGAUGGAACGCUGAGCAGAAAGCAGAAGGUCUUCGAGCGGGAGGUGGCUAAGCUUCAGGCUGCAGGAAAGCCAUACGAGCACUUACUGCAAGGCGUUAGAAGCGUAGAGCUUCUGGACCAGCCACCUGAAAAGCUGCAGAGAGCUAUCACAACACCUGAUCUGGAAAGAUAUACAGCCAGGCCAGACAUGAUCAAGUUGGCAAAUAUCCACUUCCACGACAGCGAGUUUACAGACGGUGUCCUAGAUGGAGAUGUUAGCACCUCCAUGAUUCUCCGGAGCCCAAAAUGGGACUUUGCAAAGCUUUCUGCAUCUCAACGCAAGGACUCUGACACAUACUUUCAGCCAGGGCAGUACAAACCAAACCUCGAUGCGGUGCGACCGAAACUAGAGACCAAGAACAUUCCUUUCAACAAGCUCCCGCCCCGGAAGCCCUUGAAGGAGACAGUGGGCCGCUUCGAGUUGGAUGGGAGAGAAGGCGAUCACUUGCCAGAUAGGUCUCUUUCCAGAAGCUGCCCAUUCUUGAUGCCUAGACUACACAGUCCUAACUUGUCAAAAGACUCAGAGCGCCCGCCGAUCAUGGGCAGAAGGAAGCCCUGGCAUGACAUCAAUGAUCCAGAGGUUGAUAGAGUCGUCUAUGAUUACGAGAUGAAUUUCAACAUCAUGGAGUGCGAGAAGGCUCGCUGGAAGCCACAGACCGCGGGAGACUUCAGCAAGAGCUUAAGCAGGAAGCAGCACUUGCGUGCAAUGAGGAUGUAUGGCCAGGAUGCGGCUCUGCUCAAGGCAAAAGCCAACCUGACCGAAGGUCCUGUGAGUGUAGAGCUUUUGUCUGACAUUGACAGUAGUCCGAUGCUCCACCCCAAGGUGAUGUCUCCUCGGUUCGAGAUGAUGGCUAUGAGAGAACCAGAGCACAAGUAUGCGGAAUCGCCUGCUCGCCUGAAAGAUGCGAAGGGCACCAAAUUCAAGCGUGAGCUUCGAUCUGGUGAGUCCUGGACUGACACUGGGAGCCUCUCUCCUUUAGCAAGUGCUAUCUCAGAGCUACGGUCAGUGCGAAGCUACGAAGCACUCAGUCAAGGAACUUGAACUUGAUAGCUGUUCAGGCAGAAGAUGAUUUGAGAAGCGCUCUUAGGAUUAUAUAAUGCUCUCACAGGGCAUGGAAACCAUCCCCUGUCUUCUUUUUUCUCACCCUCAGCGCCAAAGGGCGGUUGGUGGUUCCCUGCACACAAGAGGGAGCUAUGUUGUGGAGGUCAGUUGAUCUCGUACCAAAUCUUAUGGCCCAAGGUCAAGAUCGAGUGCAAACGAGUUUUCUUGGCGCGCGUAAGAAAA
Messenger RNA from Durusdinium trenchii, 1857 nucleotides. The record is from the annotation of a GenBank genome assembly. NCBI's taxonomy places the organism in Eukaryota, Dinophyceae, Suessiales, Symbiodiniaceae.